Messenger RNA from Etheostoma spectabile (orangethroat darter), 2943 nucleotides. RefSeq lists its product as uncharacterized. The transcript has 16 exons. The coding region runs from base 215 to 2857 and encodes 880 amino acids. Gene Ontology annotation, cellular component: endosome. Lineage: Eukaryota; Metazoa; Chordata; Actinopteri; Perciformes; Percidae. Gene Ontology annotation, molecular function: phosphatidylinositol binding. The record is from RefSeq and is a predicted model, not a curated record.
UGGCAUCCACGCGCACUCCGUGCAGCCAAUCACAGUUCAGCUUUAACCAGUUUAAUAAAGUUACUUUUUUCGCAGUUUCAAUUUAGGUUACGAGGAAUCAGGCGUGUAGUUCACGGUGCUAAAUAUGCGGGUGAACAAUCCACCUCUGUCCAUGUGGAACACACAUCGUCUUAAAGUCAGAGAGAUUAGGGAGAGUCUUUUGUAAGAAAAGAAGAUGUAUCUAUGGCGCUUCUCUAUCGCCGUAACCCUCGGUUUGAUGUGGUAUUUUUUAGACUGUGGUUGCACAGUGACUCAGUACUUUUUAUGUUUGCUCGUUUGUUUUUCUACUCCACUGUUAUUCGGAAACAGUGCACGAGAGUGCAGCACUCAAACUGAUGAAGAGACAAAGGAAAACCCAUUCCAGGAAACUGUUGACAGAGAGCUGUUUGGUGACUUGACAGAUGGAGGAAGCAGCAUACAGGCUGAACCACUGGAUUCUCAGUAUCAAAAUGUAAAGAUGUCUCUACGGCAAGUGUUUGAGUGUGCCUACGCUCAGCUGGUCCUGCCUUGGUACGGCCUUCCUGAGCCAUGCAAGAACCAGCCUCUGCACCAGGUGCUCAGCAGAGAGUUUGACUUUGUAAUCAACCGGAUCAUUGGGCGAGCCAAAGACUUUGAUGUUUGCCAGGCCAUCGUGGGCUCCGUUCGUAUUUUGACCCAACAUUUGCAUAAUGCGAAGCAGUCUGACAGAGAGCUGUUGUUCAGCUCCAGAGCAGAGGAGAUCGCAGUUCUCCGACAGUUUUCUGACGCCCUAGUACGUAACCUUUUACCCGAAUCUCUCUGUGACCUAGAAGUCAACCGCUGUGCCUUAAAUGAGGUUAUUGCUUUAAAGGGGUUGGGUCUGUUGGUGAAAUGGCUGUCGGACCCCGACAACCUGAACCAGCUGGUGGUGAGCCAGCUGGACAGCGUGACCCCCAAAGGCUCUGUGGAGGAGCUGUGUGGAUCAGACCAGGAUCAAAACUCUCUGGCUUCACAGGAGCGUGAAGGCGAGGGCAAGGGCAGUGAAGAGAGCUUGGAGGGAGCAGGGAUUUCAACCAGCACCAGGAUCAAGGCCAAAAGGAAAGCUAACAAGUUAAAAGAAGGAUGGUCUAAAUUUGUGGACAAGGUCAAGUCUACGAAGACCACGAAGAAGAAGAUGAAAAAUAUAGAGCAGGAUUUGAUGCUGAGGAUGCUGUUGAACCAGGGAGACAUGUCCAACGAGUAUGAUGUUGAUGACAGCAGGGAGGGCUCUGUUAACAGCCAGCAGAACUCUGACAGGGAGGACGAUGAUCUGGAGAACUACUUGACAAGCGUCCAAGAGGACAUGAUGGAAUUCAAGCUGUCGUAUGAGAUGUGGCGCGUUGGCCGCUGGGCUGUCAGCAUCCCUCAUGCCAACUGGGAUGAUGAGGAGCUAAUCUUUACCAUUCACCUGGAGGAGAAGGGCAGCCCUGAGAACCUACAGUGGGACAUCAGGAAGACCUACAUGGAUGUUAAAUACUUUCGCAACACAUGGCAGGACUCGACCAACCUGCCCAAGAUCCUGGUGCUGGAGGAGUCGGAGGUCAACAAUGACUUUGAAGAAGAAGCCAGGGUAUCUGUGGAGCAUUUCCUGCAGGAGUUAGUUUCUGAUAAUGUGAUUGGCCACACUCAACCGGUUUUCCAAUUCCUCUGCCCACUUGACAAACUGCUGAAUGAGGAGGAACGUUAUGAAGGCGUGUGGGGCCUUCUGAGUGGCUUGGCUUACCUCUUGACUCCAGGUCAAGAGGAAGAUGAGAGCUUGAGCCCUCAGACGGAAGCCCCAAAAGAUAUCGUGCCACCAUCUCCACAUCCAGAACUGACUGCCCUGCCUUUACAAAACCCUAGUGCCUCUGCUGAGAAGGACAGUGAUGUCUCCAGUGCUUCAGUCCCAACUAUUGUUAUCUCCCAAUAUAAUUCUUGUUCAGAAACGCCUGAGAAGGCGGAACCCAAAAAGGAGCCGCUGUCUGCUGCUGACCCGGACUCUUCAAAAGAAAACUGUUCCCAAGCCAUAACAGAAGACUCUGAUAAUCCCUUAACCUCUCACUUUAAAACUAUGUUCAAAGGACUGACUCGUUCCAGGUCACAAGAGUCUCUGGUCUCGACAAGAAACGGCAGUGAUGAAGACCCGCCGGAUUCAGACUCCACGCCACACAGAAGACAAAUCGGAGGCAUGCAAGGGGAGAGCGCAGAAGCCCUGUCUUGUGUAAGGUCAGAUAAAAAGGAGAAACUAUGUUUCAAGAUGUCAAGUGGAGUGAACAAGGCUAAAGGGAAGGACCAGGGGACUUCACCAAAAGGGGAGAACUCCCAGUGUCAGAAGAGUCAAGUCGGCAGGGAGCAGCUGGAGGCGACCAAAGCCAUAUUUGAUCUGCUGAAAGAAAUAUCAGGGAACUCCAUCCUUGUAAACAUAUUUGAUGCCAUUUUGAAACCUGUUAUGCCCAUCCUAAAAAAAAAAGUGAACUCGUUCCUAAACAAGAUGAACCCAACAGAAGUGCAGAUAGCCGCAUACAUCGACACCCUGCGUGAAAAACAGUGGCCGGAUUUUCAACCCGCAGCACCACCUCCUCUUCCUCCUCCUCGCACCGAUCAGCAGAAGAACGAGACCAGGGAUAAAGCUCACAAUCUGAUCAAUGCCAGAUAUUCAAACUAUCUUAUCCUGAAGAAGACAGAUAUGGAGUCUGUUUUUAACAUAUUUCAGGACGGUGAAAAAAACAAAUGUCUGGUGUAUAUGCUCCUGUCAUUCCUAUUGAGGGAAUUCUUUCCCAAUGAGCAUUCCCUAAAUGUGAGUGCCACCGCCCUGCAGAAAGUGACCAACUCCACCAACUGAUCUGAAUCCUUGAUUGGGUCUUUAAUGGUACUUUUUUGACAUUUUUUUUUAAAACCUCAAAUUAUUUAUUAAACAUCUGAAAAUGC